Staurois parvus is the source of this 672-nucleotide messenger RNA. NCBI's taxonomy places the organism in Eukaryota, Metazoa, Chordata, Amphibia, Anura, Ranidae. The record is from the annotation of a GenBank genome assembly.
AUGUGUGACGACGAAGAGACCACUGCUUUGGUCUGCGACAACGGCUCAGGCUUGGUAAAGGCUGGAUUUGCAGGAGAUGAUGCACCAAGAGCUGUAUUCCCAUCCAUUGUGGGUCGCCCUCGCCAUCAAGGUGUUGGUGAUGAGGCCCAGAGCAAGAGAGGCAUUCUCACCCUUCGUGUGGCUCCAGAAGAGCACCCCACUUUGCUUACUGAAGCACCACUAAACCCAAAAGCUGGUAUUGUGCUGGACUCUGGAGAUGGUGUCACACACAAUGUCCCCAUCUAUGAAGGCUAUGCCUUGCCCCAUGCCAUUAUGCGUCUAGAUUUGGCUGGUCGUGAUCUCACAGACUAUCUUAUGAAGAUCCUCACAGAGCGUGGGUAUUCUUUUGUGACAACAGCCGAAAGAGAAAUUGUCCGGAGCUAUGAGCUGCCUGAUGGUCAAGUCAUUACCAUUGGUAAUGAACGUUGUGACAUUGACAUUCGUAAAGAUCUCUACGCCAACAAUGUCCUCUCAGGUGGAACCACCAUGUACCCAGGUAUUGCUGAUCGCAUGCAGAAGGAAAUCACUGCCCUUGCUCCAAGCACAAUGAAGAUCAAAAUUAUUGCCCCACCUGAGCGCAAGCAAGAGUAUGAUGAGGCUGGACCUUCUAUUGUACACCGCAAGUGUUUCUAA